Molecule: messenger RNA, 992 nt
Organism: Cyprinodon variegatus (sheepshead minnow)
Lineage: Eukaryota; Metazoa; Chordata; Actinopteri; Cyprinodontiformes; Cyprinodontidae
Product: protein phosphatase 1 regulatory subunit 12A-like
Exons: 10
Coding region: 1-672 (223 amino acids)
Cellular component (GO): cytoplasm; Z disc; A band
Molecular function (GO): phosphatase regulator activity; protein kinase binding; enzyme inhibitor activity
Source: RefSeq, a predicted model, not a curated record
AUGAACACAGAACCUGUUAGAGCCAGUUCCGUCCAGCAUGACGAAGGGGAAGUCAGCUGGAGAUCUCGUAUAGCCAGCCUGCAGAAGUCCGACCUGCUGGGUCUGACGCAGCCUGCCGGCUCGGCUCGCCCCGAGGCAUCUGAAAGGAAAGAUGUUGAGUCCAUUACAGGAGAGAGCGAGACUGAAAGAUGGGACAGAGAGCGCAGGGAGAGGCGUCAGGCUCGGGCCAGGAGGAAGGCGCAGCGGAGCGGAGAGGGCGAAGACGUCCAGCCCGCCGCAGAGGAGGAGUUCUCAGGGAGUGGGCCGGAUCCACAGAAAGACAAAGACGCCAGUUCAAGGUUGGACAGCUUGUAUAACAGCCGCGCCCAGAGAGAGGGAUCAGAGGCUAAAGAUUAUAAAAAGCUGUUUGAGGAGGUGUCGAGGGAAAACAGUCAGCUCCAGGCGCAGCUGCAGGACACCCAGAGGAUCAUCAGCCAGACUCGGCUGGAGGUGGAGAAGGCGGCGCAGAGACAAGAGCGCCUGACCGACUGCUCAGCGCUGCUGGAGCUAGAGAGGAAGGACCGGAGGAUGUUGGAGCGGCGCAUGGCAGAGCUGGAGGAGGAGCUAAAGGUGAGGGCCGCUCCUCUUUGCAUGACGCUCAGUCUGGCUGCAGAGCCGCCGCUCGCCGUGUGAUGCGGCGGCCACCUGCCAGCAGCUUUACCAGCGUCUAAUCGGAGAACGCUUUGACUUUAGAACGCCACGAUCUUUGCAUCUGUGUGAAGUUUGCAUUUAUGAGGCUUUAACAGUAAAACCAGGAAGUUAUUACUUAUGGCGAUGUUUGUUUCUAACCUUUGAUGUUUGCUACAUAUUUAAUUAGGAGGAUUCAUGAACCACAAAGAAAAAACUUCUACUCUCUGGAGCUCCAAGAUGGCCUGUUUUCAGUUCUAUUCAUUAUAUUUCUAUAGCUCCAAUUCAGCCAGCUCCCAUGUCAGAGGAUGAAGAGAGCACAUCCA